GGAGUAAUAAAUAGCGAAAUAAAAUCCAGACCCCACCUCAAAAGCAAACACUCUUUUCCAUUCAAAAGGUCGUCGCCCAUUCUCUUUCUCUUCUUCCUCGAGUUUCACAGUCUUCGACUUCUACGCCCUUUGGGUACCUUCGGGGACAUCUAUAUAAACAGAAAAGGUCGGUCGCCGGCGCCUUUUUAGUCGAAGACCUUUUCCGAUAACUCUGAAUUCGUCACAAGGCAUCACUUUUUUUUUUUUUUUUUUCGUAAUCCAAUUUCCCCCCAAAAAAUAAGAUUGUGAUAAUGGGGUGCAGCAGCAGCAAGGCCGCUGAUGCUGCCACAAUUUCACGAUGGCGUUCCACUGGCAUCGUUGCUUUACGCGACUCCAAAUUGAAGACAUUUCCUGAUGAAGUUUUUGAUCUGGAAAAAGCUGUACGUACCCUCGACUUAACACACAAUAAAAUGGUUGAAAUUCCCAUGGAGAUCAACAAACUAGCUAACCUACAACGUCUUAUUUUAGCUAAUAACAUCAUUGAGCGCCUUCCCAUGAAUCUGGGAAAGCUUCAGUCUUUGAAAGUGGCAACACUUGAUGGGAAUCGACUCACAAACUUGCCUGAUGAAUUGGGGCAGUUGGUGAAACUUGAGCGUCUCUCUAUCUCAGCAAACUUGUUGACCAGCUUGCCUGACACAAUUGGGAGUUUGCGGAGUUUGGUUUUGUUGAAUGUUUCAAACAACAAGUUAAAGUUUCUUCCUGAAUCGAUUGGAAGUUGCGUCUCUUUGGAAGAACUGCAAGCAAAUGAUAACUCCAUUGGAGAGCUUCCUGGUUCAGUUUGCAAUCUCAUUCAACUAAAAUCACUCUGUUUGAACAAUAAUAAUCUCAAUCAGAUGCCUCUAAAUUUAUUAAGAGAAUGCAAGGGCUUGCAGAACAUAGCCCUACAUGGCAAUCCCAUCACCAUGGACCAAUUUCAACAAAUGGAAGGAUUUCAAGAAUUUGAAACCCGGCGUAAAAUGAAGUUCAACAAACAAAUUGAUUCUAAUGUGAUAAUUAGUUCUAAAGGGCUUGAUGAGGGUGUUGAUUUAUGAUACCAAUGCUGCUGUAAUUUUUUGGGUGGAAUGCGGGGCGUUGAAAUUGUUAGACUUCGAUGAACGGCCAUUACUGCUGACUGCCAAGAAUAUGCCCAGGCCUUUUCCUACAGUUCUUCAUGGAAUUGUUAGCUCUGACAAACUGGGCAAAUAAAUCUAUGCUGUGUUAAUUUAAUUGUAAAUGGUCUAUAUUUCAAGUGUUCCAAUCACUUGUUUCUUUUUGUAAAAGGUGUAUAUAUUUACUUAAACCUGGUUAUAAGCUCAACUUUUGGAACAUAAAUAUAUCAGUUCUUAUAACA
Molecule: messenger RNA, 1369 nt
Organism: Capsicum annuum
Lineage: Eukaryota; Viridiplantae; Streptophyta; Magnoliopsida; Solanales; Solanaceae
Product: plant intracellular Ras-group-related LRR protein 7
Exons: 10
Coding region: 291-1070 (259 amino acids)
Molecular function (GO): protein binding
Source: RefSeq, a predicted model, not a curated record